UGAAUAGACAAUAGUUGUGUUGGUCGGCUUUCGAAAUCGUUCGUUGUUUGUCUGUUACUUACGAGAUUGUGUCAGCUAACAAACGUAAUCGUAGUAAAGAAGAAACGAUAUUGUACUAUCGCAAAGAAUAAAAGUACGAUACUUAGAUUUAUCUGAUAUACGAUUAUUUACGACACAUUAUUGUGUCUAUUAAAAUUGUUAUUUAUUUAUAUCGAAUUAUUUCCGUGCUUUGCCAGUGUGCAGACAUGGCCUUCUCUAUAUUUUGUUCUUCAAAAAUUGUGCAGCAGAGAUUACAACAGGUCUUCCAGCGUGCUUAUUCAGAUGCCAAAUAUCCAAAGAUUACAACUCAUUAUACGGUAGUACCCAGAGAAACGGAUUCAAGAUGGAAAGAUGCGAAUAUGGAAAGAUUUGUAGAUGAGACAGAUAUAUUGGUUGUCGGUGGAGGUCCGGCAGGAAUGUCAGCUGCUAUACAAGCUCGAAAACUAGCAGAAAAGAAUGGAAAAGAACUUAGAGUUACUCUAGUAGAGAAGGCUGCAACUGUAGGAGGACAUAUUCUCAGCGGUGCUUGUUUAGAUCCAAUCGCUUUGAAUGAAUUAUUUCCAAAUUGGAAGGAAUUAGGUGCACCGUUAAAUACACCAGUUACCGAAGAUAAAUUUGCUUUUCUUACUGAAAAGGGAAGGAUAUCGAUACCUAUUUUAAAGGGUAUGCCCAUGUAUAAUCAUGGAAAUUAUAUAGUUAGAUUAGGUCAUGUUGUAUCGUGGUUAGGAGAACAAGCAGAAGCUGCAGGAGUAGAAAUAUAUCCUGGUUAUGCCGGCUCAGAAAUUUUGUAUCACGGAGAUGGUUCUGUCAAAGGAGUAGCAACGAAUGAUGUUGGAAUUGCAAAAGAUGGUUCACCAAAGGAAACUUUUGAGAGGGGUAUGGAGUUACACGCAAAGUGUACAAUUUUUGCCGAAGGUUGUCAUGGUCAUCUUGCUAAACAACUUUCUAAGAAAUUAAAUCUAAGGAAAGACUGUGAACCACAAAGUUAUGGUAUAGGAUUAAAAGAAAUAUGGGAGAUUGAUCCUAAGAAACAUAAACCUGGUACGGUAGAACACACGGUUGGUUGGCCAUUGGAUAAGAAUACAUACGGUGGAUCAUUUUUAUAUCAUCUCGAUGAAGAAACACCGCUCAUUGCAGUUGGUUUUGUAGUGGGAUUAGAUUACUCUAAUCCUUAUUUGCAUCCAUUCAAAGAAUUUCAAAGAUUCAAACAACACCCUAGUAUUAGGCCAACUUUCGAAGGAGGAAAGAGGAUAGCUUACGGUGCAAGAGCGUUAGUAGAAGGAGGAUUUCAAUCCAUUCCAAAGCUUCAAUUUCCUGGUGGUUGUCUAGUAGGCUGUACGGCAGGCUUUCUGAAUGUCCCUAAAAUUAAAGGAACUCACAACGCUAUGAAGAGUGGUAUGUUGGCCGCAGAGAGCGCUGUGGAAGCAAUUCUAGAAGCAGAAACGAAUCCUUCGCCUACCAAAGGUCUCGAACCAAAAACGUAUUCUGACAAAAUAAAAAACAGCUGGAUAUACAAAGAAUUAAAGGCUGUUAGAAAUAUGAGACCAAGUUUUCACACGAAUCUUGGCCUUUACGGAGGAAUGAUGUAUUCUGGGUUUUCAAUGUUGAUCGGUGGAAGAGAGCCAUGGACAUUUUCUCAUGGAGGACCUGAUUAUUCCAAACUAAAACCUGCAUCCAAAUGUACACCGAUCGAAUAUCCGAAACCAGAUAACGAGGUAUCAUUCGAUUUAUUAUCGUCGGUCGCUCUUACCGGAACAAAUCACGAAGCUGAUCAACCACCACAUUUGACUUUAUCAGACGAUACUAUACCAGUAAAGCAAAAUUUAACGAUAUACGAUGGCCCUGAAGGUCGAUUUUGUCCUGCUGAUUUACCUCUUCCAUUUCCGGCUUGAGCUCCUUUCCAGGACUUUCUUCCCUCUCCUCGCUCUCUAUCCAGCUCCACAACCAGUCGGGAGUUUAUCGACCGGAGCGUCCUUGAACCUGAACCGCCCGGGCAACCCCCGCUCGGCUAGACAACCCCCGACCAAGCACAACCCCCAAAUUCGAGGGUCACACUGCACAUAGGCUGGGCCAACAACCUCGAAUACGAAAAUUCUUUGUCCAUCUUCGAUCCAACGAUACGUCCAAUCUCUACAUCAUUUUUCAUAAAAUAUUUCGUUUAAAAUAUUUUCUUCUUGACGAGUAUAAACUGAUUUUU
This is a messenger RNA of Vespula pensylvanica (western yellowjacket), 2236 nucleotides long. RefSeq names its product electron transfer flavoprotein-ubiquinone oxidoreductase, mitochondrial (gene Etf-QO). Gene Ontology annotation, cellular component: mitochondrial inner membrane. The coding region runs from base 246 to 1931 and encodes 561 amino acids. Gene Ontology annotation, biological process: electron transport chain. The record is from RefSeq and is a predicted model, not a curated record. NCBI's taxonomy places the organism in Eukaryota, Metazoa, Arthropoda, Insecta, Hymenoptera, Vespidae. Gene Ontology annotation, molecular function: electron-transferring-flavoprotein dehydrogenase activity; iron-sulfur cluster binding. The transcript has 8 exons.